AUGACAAGGCUCGCUUGAUUCUGCCUAGGCGAAGUAGACCGUUUGUGGGCAAUGCUUUCUCGGGCCGAUUUUGAUUGUUGCAGCACCUAGGGCCAUGCCCACGGCGUCGAUUCGGGCUUAGAGAUCAAGGGAGAGAGGCAGGUAGCUAGCUGAUUCGUCUCGACGGCGUCCAGGGCCAGUAUGGAGUUUAAGCCGACCUUAGGCUCACGUCGCUUUGUCUCGCAAUACUGCUCAUUCACAGUGGUAAUUAUUAUGAUAUGGGGCCAUCAUAAAAAGAGACCAAGAACUGUAGCGGGCACAUGUAGCCCAUCAGUUCACCGGACUUGCGAUUUCAUGGUUGUUCGACGCAUCGUUUGAUGAUCAAGCUCGAAGGGAUGUCGGAUGGCAUUGAAGCUUCGCUGCAGUGAUGAAGGAGACGGAAAUUGAUGAACUGUGAAACAUUGAGAGGGUAAAACACGGAUAAGAUAACCUUGGAAACUUUGAAAGCUCUCGUCUCUCACCUGUCAAAAACAAAGAAGACGAGCCAUGGCCAGAAGAUGAUUCUUGUUGCCG
This is a messenger RNA of Dissoconium aciculare CBS 342.82, 552 nucleotides long. RefSeq lists its product as uncharacterized. The record is from RefSeq and is a predicted model, not a curated record. Lineage: Eukaryota; Fungi; Ascomycota; Dothideomycetes; Mycosphaerellales; Dissoconiaceae. The coding region runs from base 181 to 357 and encodes 58 amino acids. The transcript is spliced from 2 exons.